Messenger RNA from Durusdinium trenchii, 1287 nucleotides. The record is from the annotation of a GenBank genome assembly. Lineage: Eukaryota; Dinophyceae; Suessiales; Symbiodiniaceae.
AUGAGCUCAAGCUUGCGGACUUUCUACAGCUGGAUUGGACCAGUGGUGGUGUUCCUCUCAGUGCCUCAAUGCCAAGCAACGAUAUUGGGGGAUGCCAUUGUCUCAGGAAAGCCUCUUUCAUUGAAUCGGUGCCUGGCCGCUGCAGCUUCCGAUAUCAACCUCAAUGCGGUGUCCACUGUGUGUCAUGAGGACAUCCAGCGGUUCUACUGCCGGAGGGUGCGUGAUGUUGCCUCCAAGAGAUAUACUGAGCGCUUUGUCUCUGGUUGUGUUGCCGGUGGUGAUAAGGACCCCGAGCUGGUCUUCCGCCCCUUUCAUCGGGCGACCAUUGCCUACGUCAUAUUGGCACAUCAGUUUCCAGAGAAUGUCAAGCGGCUUGUGUCCAGACUCUUUGUGCCCCUUGGAACUAUAUUUGCAGUGCAUAUCGAUGAGAAAAACCCAUCCAUGUUCAAUGAGCUUUCAAUCUGGGUUGUGGAAGAGGGCUUGGAUUAUGCAGUGCAGAUCUUUUCUGAGUUGAAUAUAGUCCGUGGUGGCCCGAACAUGCUCCACGCAGAGCUCCUAGGUAUUCGUCGUUUGUUGAACCACACCAUUCCAUGGGACUUCUGCAUUCUGUUGAGCGAACAGGACUAUCCAUUGAGAGGAAACGCCGUUCUUGCCGAAUAUUUGUGGGUGCACAGAGGCACAAGCUUUGUCUCCGUGGACGAGGGGGAGUGCGAACGAGAUGUAUCAUACCAGUGUGGAGACAGGGUCGUCUCAUUGUCUGGAGGUGUCCAAUAUCCAAAGAUCCCUGGAAUGAGAUAUGCCAGUGGGUCUCAGUGGUUUGCCAUUACCUAUCAACUUGCGGCUGUGAUUGGAACGCAUUUAUCAAACUCGUCAACCAUUGUGGGAACCAUCCUUCAUGACCUCAUCACAGUGAAGCAGCCGGAUGAAAGCUUCUUCCAGGCGGUGGUUCUGAACUCAGAGUUUUGCUCCCGCUACUCCGACUACACCCUGCACUGGACAGACAAGGACAGCAUGCGAGAAGUGCGCAGCUUGACUAGCGAGUACAACAUCAUGUCGCCUGGAGUGUUGAUCUUUCCGAGGGAUGUGGCCAAAGUGUCGGAAGUUCGCGACAAGUCUUUGUGGGCCUUCUUUGCACGGAAGUUUGACAACAGCCUUCAGAGCACUCAGUUGAAGGAUUCGCUGGAUAAACUAUCCAAGCAGAACAGCCGCAAGGUGUGGACCCGUGUACAGAAGCAUCAAGUGCCAGCGCUGUGGCGCUCCCUGGCGAGUGACUCCAGUGACUUCUGA